UUGGUACGCGAAAAUAAAACAUCAAGAGUCCGUUAUGAAGUAGAUGAUAUAGCUCUAGCACAUGGACAUCGGGUACUUCGGAUUCCGCCUUAUCACUGCCAGUACAAUGCCAUUGAGCUAAUAUGGGCACAAAUCAAAGGUUACGCAGCUCGUAAUAAUACGACUCCGCCAUUCAGUACUAAUAAAAUGAUGGGUCUAUUAAAAGUUGCUUGCAGCAAAAUAACGAAAGAAGAUUGGGUCAAGGUCGUCGAAAAGACUCGAAAACUAAUAACAGAAGAUUAUGAACGCGAUAUAAGAGUGGACACCAUUAUAGAGAAUGAAAUUGUCAUACAAGUGACUGAUAGCGAUGACAGCUCUGGCGAAUCUGGUUCAGAGUCUGAAUAA
This is a messenger RNA of Parnassius mnemosyne (clouded apollo), 384 nucleotides long. The record is from the annotation of a GenBank genome assembly. Lineage: Eukaryota; Metazoa; Arthropoda; Insecta; Lepidoptera; Papilionidae.